Entelurus aequoreus (snake pipefish) is the source of this 1869-nucleotide messenger RNA. RefSeq lists its product as uncharacterized. The transcript has 19 exons. Lineage: Eukaryota; Metazoa; Chordata; Actinopteri; Syngnathiformes; Syngnathidae. Gene Ontology annotation, biological process: proteolysis. Bases 675 to 1691 code for a protein of 338 amino acids. The record is from RefSeq and is a predicted model, not a curated record. Gene Ontology annotation, molecular function: cysteine-type peptidase activity.
UUCCGGGGUCAUUUCCGCUUACUUCAUUUCCUCUUACGUACUGAAUUUCCUCUUACUGCCAGUCGCUGGGUUUUUUUAUUUUUAUAAUAUAGUCAUUUCCUCUUACGUCAUUGACAGCGAUCGAUAGAAUCGAUAGAAUCCAAAUCUCCUGAAAAUGGUGGUGUCACUGAAUGACAUUCGUCUUUAUCUUUCCCAGGGGACUUAUGCCAAACACCAGCAGGCUUCGAAACAUUUCAAGCGGAGUGUUAGGGCCGCUGCUGCGAACUUCUGUCUUCGUGAAGAGGUCCUGUACCAUGGGAACAGAAGGGUCAUUUGGACAGAGGAGGAGAAAGUGGCUGUGUUAACCGAAGCCCAUGCAGGCCAUUUUGGACCACGGAGGAUGCAAGCGAAGAUUGCUCCCCGGUUUUAUUGGCGGUCCAUCACAAAGGACACAUUGGAUUGGGUGCGCACAUGUCCUGACUGCCAGCGCUUUGAAAAAUGAAAGACCGAGGCGCCUGAGCUGAAGCCCAUCAAGGUCGUAUCACCUUGAUACCUGGUUGGUGUGGACCUCUUUGGACCUGUGAAAAAGUCGUCUAAGGGGAACAGAUAUUGUCUCACUUUGACCGAUUAUUUCACCAAGUGGGUUGAAGCAAGAACAUUCCCAAAAAAGACAGCAGCCAAUGUGAAGGAGAGUUAUGGAGGUUCUUCCAAACAAUAUGGUUAGGCUGGAGACCCUGGAUGGAAAGCCCAAGCAUAUGAUGACCCCGUAUGCAUCACUGAAACCUCUGCGCCCAAGGACUCACCCUGGCUGGCCAAAGGAUUCCCCUUCAGCCCCUGUGCUUCCAGGAGAUGCUGAAAUGCUGACUUCAUCAUCGGAGGAGGAAACUGAGUGUCAUUGUUUCACGGAACAUACAUAUGCUGGCCCCACACCACCCUGGAAAAAGGAGCUGCACCCCGACCAGAAACAACUGCUCGAGUAUGUUUUGGCCUGCGAUCGUCCAGCUAUGGAGCUGAUCGUUAAAGAGGGAGGGGUGUGUUUAGAAGAGUUUUGGUCUCUCGGGUUGUCCAGAGACAUGGACUCCACGAUGGGAAAUGCUUGCCUCCAGCUGGUUCAGGAAGCUGCUCAGAGACAUGGCAAAGAUGUCUUCAUUGCCAACAUGUAUAUUGUACCAACGUGGAAGCACAAAGACGUCGAUCCAAUGUCAAGCCUUCCAAGGGAUGCACAUCUAAAGGAUGCAAUCCUCUUCCCAGCGUGGAGCAAGCACAACGGGCCAGAGCAUUACCUUCUCUGUGUGUUGAGGCCGGCAAAGAGAGAAAUUCUCUUGCUGGACUCUCAGUUUGCCCUUUGGCCAUCUGGUUUUGGUGAUGAGGUGUACAGAGCCAUCUUUAGCCAUGUUCCAGUGGUGUGCUACAGGGGUCCCCUACCACAGAGUCAUGGACCAGUACUGGUGAAACGAGCAUUGCGCAGCACAUCGUCCCAGGAAGCUGGAGUGAGCUCACUGGAAAAGACAUGCAGGAGAUCCCACGCCAGACCUCGGGGAAUGACUGUGGUGUUUUCAUGCUCAUGUACUCCCUCUGGCUCUGUACGGACACUACUUUUCACUACAGUGUGCUGGACAUGCAGUCAAUCCGGCGUUGGUGUAACUGCCUGUGAUGAGGUGGCGACUUGUCCAGGGUGUACCCUGCCUUCCGCCCGAAUGCAGCUGAGAUAGGCUACAGCGACCCCCCGCGACCCCAAAAAGGGACAAGCGGCAUGGCCAGAGGUUCUGUUAUUGGACAGACAAGGCGAGCGGCCUAUUGCAGGGCAUUCUUCAGCCAGUCUUUAGGGUAUCCAGAAACUCAGUCCAGGCCAUCGACUGCGUCAUCAAAGAUUAACUGAAUACAGUACUG